AUGAGAGCGGAUUCCAGAGACGCGAACAUGGCUAUGGCCAGUUUCGAACCUGCGGGCCAUGCCCCGACAUUGAAUCCCACAUUGUCUUCUUCUGCUUCAGCAUCCGCAUCCGCGUCUGCGUCCGCGUCCCCUUCUUCCUCACUAUCUUCGCAAAGCGUUGCUUUUCAGACCUCGUCCGCCUCUGCGACGUCCCCAGUAACUUCGCCCAAUUCGCCCUACCAUACGCACCGCCAGAACCACAACUCCUCUAAACUUCCGGCCUUUCGAUUCGCCGACUACAAACACCAAUCCCCACGCCUAGCGCUCCCCUCACUGCUGCAGCACAUCCCGCCCUCGCCUGUAUCGCCUAAAUCGGUUUCUAACGGAAACGACCCUGCCGCCGUUACUGACAUUGGUAUUGGCAUCACCACUGGCACUGCCGUUGACACUGCCACCGGCGCUGUCCCUGCUGCCACCCCGACAGUCGUAACAACAACGUCAGACCUGCACCAGCAGCCACACCAGGACCACAACUCGCCCGACACCACCAGCCCAAGCCAAAACACCCGCCCGACCUCCCUCCGGCUUCAACACGAUCGCCGACCGUCCCACCGCCAGCUUUCCCCCCGAAUUUCGAGCCCUAUUGACGAGUUACCCGAACCGCCACCGAGAUUGAGUCCGCGAUCGCGAGCAUCGACAUAUCAGAUCGCCUCGCAAUCCGCCCCUGCAACCCCAGCCGUCUCACACAAGCGGCCCGCUUCUUUCCCCGACUCUCCCGUCAUCGUCCAGGCCUUGAACGUCGGCGAAACUGCAGAGCCCAAGACAUCUGCCCCUACUAGACCUCACAUCGUCAAGGCGGCUACAUCUCGAUCCCGCGAGUCGAAUGCCGUCGAUGUCGGAUCGCCGCCUGUAAACGCUCAUCAAAACAAACAGUCUGACGCAAGCGACGACGCCGCUCCACCCCCAGCGGACAAAACAACAAAGGACUGGGCCCACGGCCAGCGUGAGCUGCUUCUACCAAAAACGCUGCAGACUUCAAGCCCGACAGAUGAGAAACGAAAGUCCGUAACGUCGCGACCGCCCAUUUCUUUCAAAGCCCCCGCCAGCAGCACCCCAGCCGCUUCUGUUCGCGUGGCUCCCAUCCGAUCAUUUCGAUCUUCCGGGUCCCGUCGAAGUCUGGGACUCGAUAGCAGCACAUCUACCAUGCGGUCUUUCGACUUUGGCGAUGAAUUCGCAGACUCAAAUCAACGCGACCGCGCCUUGCGCGCCCUCGAAGGCAGGAUUGACGAUGACUUCAUGCGAAUGACGCCGCCGCACUCGGCUAACCCAACGGACGCUGACGACACGACUGGUGACGUCUUUAUGAAAAUCGCGAGGCAGGAGCCAACACGUCGCGGUUCGACAGACGUUGCGCCAGCGGAAGAGUCAAGUGCCAUUGCACGUGUUACCAGAUUCUCCCACCGCCGCCCCCUCUCGGCAGCUGUCCCAUUGUCUUAUCACCCGACUUCCCCGCCCCAACUCAGUCGCCGGCUUUCCGACCAGCAAGAGACGUCCAAGAAGCGUGCACGACAAUCAGAAGACGAGAGUGCUCCUGAACCCAUGGCUCGCGCGUUGGCGUACCGCCCCAGUCUGACUCGAGACCGCCCUUCCUCGGUUCACCCUGGAGAGGACUUAAAUCGCUCCAAGACUUUCAACUCUGGUCCGCGCUCUGCCUCCUCUGCAAACACGCCUCGUUCCUUCACUUUUCAAGAAUCAUCAGACACGUCGCCUUACGGACGGAGACGACCAUCCCUAACAGACAGCAACACGGGUUUCUCUGCUCGCAGCCUGUCAUACAGACAGUCUAAUCUUUCAUACGGUCAAACGCGCACCUACAACUCUUCGCCAUUGGUACCAAAAACAGUAGAAACGCCGCGUACCGAAACAAACCACGACGCUGGUAAUGGAGUAGAGGGCACAGAGUCGACGGCAACGGCAUCGACAACAGCCCCAUCCACAGUCUGGGACGAGCUUGACGAUCUUAAAUCGCGAAUCCACCGUUUGGAACUGACGGGCAAGCUGCCCGCCACAUCAGGUGCUGCAAUGUCUCGAGCGUCCGAUGAACGGCCGCCCACAGCGACCAACACCACAAUGUCUACUUCUCCGAAGAGAACUUCCGGCAGUAAUCAUCCCAAUGGGGACGCCAUUAGCACUACUUCGUCACAGCGUGAAACCCAACAACCGAUUCUUCUUUCCGCAGUCAACAAAUCCAAACCCUUCCUCAGCGAAGAAGUAGCACGAGCUCUGGAGACGGCAGCAACGGAAGCACUGGCGCUUGCUAACAUGAUGGGCACUGCGGGCCAGCCGGGCCCGAUAUCGAGCGGAGCCAGCAGCAUCGGGAUUGGAACCAACUUGACGGAUCGGCAACUGCGACGCAAGGCCGACAGCAUUUGCCGGAGUCUGACCGAUUUGGUGCUGGUCCUCAGUGAGGAAUCAGCACGGGACAAGACACUCCAAAUCAACGUGCCCGCUUCCAAGGAUGUGACAGCAACGGCCCCAUCGACACCCACUGUGACCAAGACAUUCACAGCCGGUGGAGGAUCGGCAGUCUUGGGAGUGGCAGCUUCACGGCGACCUAGUGUGACGGACCAGCAGGUCCUCCCGAAGCCAAAUGCUGUUACCAGCCCUAGGGCUUUGUCAAAGUACGAGGAGAGACGCAACACCAUACUUAAUUCGAGCGCUCUACCUAGUCCUAGGUUUGCCCUACCGCCCGGCACGAUACCGUCUACACCAGGAGACGGCAACAAGACCGCGCAUCGUAAAUCAUCUCUGUUCAUCGGUCGCACUCGCCGUGCAGUAACAGAGGAACCUGAAGAUGGACGGAGAUCAUCAUUGCUACUGAGAACCCGACGAGCAGGUACCGAAGAGCCUGAGGAGUCGCGCGAGGUUGUUCGUCAAGAACCUGGUCGCCAGACCUCCCUGCUUCGAACUCGCCGAGGGACCAUUGGCGAGGACGAUGAAGAAUCGUCCCGGUUCCGUGCCCCCUCGCGGGCCGCCACCGAAUUGCAGACACCAGCUCGCGCUGUGUCGCACACCUAUCACUCCAGCACCGCGGCAAACGAAGUCGCAUCUCCUGCCUCAUCUGCCUUACCCCGUAGACGGUUCGGAGCAUCGACACUCACCUCACGUUUGGUCGCACCCUCUACGCCAUCUCUUACAACACGUCGGUAUCUGGAAAGAACCCCAGAACGUGACGCACCCAGCUCAGCUGAGAAGCCUGAAGAACGCGCGCAAACGACGAUUGCGCAGCCGCGGCAUUUUUCUCUCACUCAUACGUCCUUGUUGAACAGGGCGAGCAGUAUAAGCCGCAGAGCAAACCGCGACAGCACGAUAACGAAUACAUCGACUGCUGCUCAAGCGGGCAGCUAUCGAUAA
Molecule: messenger RNA, 3393 nt
Organism: Colletotrichum truncatum
Lineage: Eukaryota; Fungi; Ascomycota; Sordariomycetes; Glomerellales; Glomerellaceae
Source: RefSeq, a predicted model, not a curated record